This is a messenger RNA of Quercus lobata, 4294 nucleotides long. Its product is annotated as ubiquitin carboxyl-terminal hydrolase-like protein. Lineage: Eukaryota; Viridiplantae; Streptophyta; Magnoliopsida; Fagales; Fagaceae. The record is from RefSeq and is a predicted model, not a curated record. The transcript has a single exon. Bases 277 to 801 code for a protein of 174 amino acids.
AUAAAAAAUAAAUAAAUAAUUAGCGUUACGGUUGCUGCUAUGUGUUCCCCCCGGCUCCUGAAUCCUGAUCCUGAGGCGAAGAAAUCAAAUAUUUCAAACUAUUUCUCUCAGAAACUUCAAAUUCAAAUCCAAGUCCCAAUCUUUUCAACUGGGUUUUCUCCUUUUUCUUCUCUAAUCCCAUUUUCCUUCAUCAAAUUUAUACUAGUAAGUAGUACUCCUUUCAACUGUGUGGUCGUUUCUUGAAGUUUUGCUGUAUAUUUGGACAAACAAAAGUUGAUGUCUUUGUCUGAUAAAGAGAUCGCCAAUGUUGGUGGCAGUGGUGGUGGUGCUGCUGAUGAUGAUGAUGACAACAACAGAGUUGGUGGUGGGGUCCACGCCAGUGAUGUUGUUGACGAUGAUGACAAUGGAAAGAAGCAAAGAGGGUAUGGAUAUGGAUGUGGUAUUGGGUGUACGAUAAGUUUUGCUAAAGCAAGGCAAGCGGUCCUUAAUCCGUUUACAAAAGCCAAGAAACAAUUCCUCAGAAGAAAGAACAAAAGGACUUCUUCUUCAUCUUCUGGGUCUACUGGUGCCAGGAUUUCAGGUAAGAGGUUUGGUUGUCUUAAUAAUGGUGGUAAAGGUUGUUGCUUUUGUUUAAGGCAACCUCAGACUUUGGAAUCAAAUUCUGGGUCUCGUACAAGUGACCCAAAUGACCCAAAUUUCACCUAUGACAUGCUGAAAGCUUUCAUAGAGAAUAAUGAUUUCUAUUCCAAAGAAUGCAAUCCCCACUUUGAUUUUGAUCUCUUCUCACAUGCUACUGAGUGAAGGACUUGUGUGAAAUUGAUUCCUCCGUUAUCAUUAUGUUCCUGUUGUUUGGUAGUGAUUGCUGAGAAUGUUAUCAAUAGUUGAAGGGGUUACAGAACAUACAGAUUAAGGACAAGGAUGGCUGGGUUAUAAUGCAAUUCUAGGCAUUUUCAUAUGAAAUUAUGAAUUGCCUAUGGAAGAGUUUGGGGCACUUUCUCAUGUUCUGUGUGAGAAUGAGGAAGUAUGACAGUAUGUCCUAGAUGUUUCAGUCAUUUUCCAUGUUAGCUUCCAAAAGUAUGCAACUAUAAGCUGGGGAUGCAUUUGCACGAAUUGUGAGAACCGGGAUUAUAUCCAUCCAAUUGUCAUUUUGGCUUAGAAAUUUGGAUGCAAUUUUUGUUAUCCUACGAGUCAUUAGUCAACUCAUAUCAUCCCUUAUUGCUCCUUCAAGAAAUUUAAUUCUUUAUUGAACAUGUUAGUAAGUUGUUACAUUCAGUGCAAAGUAAAGGUGUAAGUAGAUGCUGUAUAGUAAGAAUCAAUAUGUUUUUUUUUUGAGGAAGAGUACAUUGAUCCAUUGCCGGAGUGGAACAGGUUGUUGAAACCAUUGAAUUCUUAUAAUUUGUAUAUCAUUCUUUUUGAUGGGGAUGUGGAGAUGGAUUGCAAAUUAAUGAGACCAAAUUCAGAUCAGUUAAUAUUUGAGAGAGUUGGUCUGGUAACACACACUUCUUUAUAGUUUUACUUACAUUGGUGUCUCUGCUGUGGCUUUUGGCUUUAGCAGAAUUUCCUAUAUCUAUUCAUUAUUUGUUCAAGAAUGCCACUAUUAUUAACAUAGGCUUCUGGCAUACAUUUUAAAAUCCAACAUGCGUGUGUUUUAUCUUUUCUUCCCUGAUUUUUCUGUCAUUGUAUCUUGGUUUAUAAUUGGGGGAAAAAAUUUUCUUCAGAAAUAUUCUAUAGCAUUUUGGGUCAGAUAGCAUAAUUCUGAUUAUGCCUUCUUCUUCUUUUUAUUUUUAUUUUUUAUUUUUUAUAUUUCCUGCUAGAAGAGUUCUGAUUAUACACUGCGUUUGAAUGUCUAGUCCAUGGAUAAUAGGCUGCCAGUUUGGUGUCGACAUUCUAUGUCAGACUACAUGUUGAGGAAAUUGGGGAAUGGUAAUCAAUAAUGAUUACAAUGUCUUAACUCUUAGGCUUUGCUUCUAGGGGAUCUUUUCUAAACUUCCAAUAGAGUCUUUGUAAUCAGUAUUGUUUAAAGAGUCUUGGUAGUUUACUGGAUUUUUCAUUCUUCUGAUAUGCUUGCAUCUAUUAGCACCCCAGUGGUAUUCAGCUGCACAAUUUACUAAUAUUUUACCAAGCAGCUGAGUUAUUUGGUAUUGUUUUAAUAUAAUUUUUUGGUGAAGAAACCAUAUUUCCACCUGUUGCCUAUACUUGAUCAUCAGUUUGAUAUUGGAAACCAAGAAAUGUAUAUAUUCUUUUUGCUUCCUGAAGUUUUAUUCCUAGCAUAUGGCAAUGAAAUUUUAAUGCCAAGUAAAAAAAAGAAACAUAAAAGUUUCUAUAGGAUGAAUAAUGUUCAAGAAUAGUGGAAUAGUAGCUUUGAGUUUCUCAACCCAUUGACUUUAGGAUUCCUUAGUGCUAUUUUUCGAUUUUUUUGUGGUUGGGAGAAGGGGAUAAGCGAUAUAACUCAGAGGUAGAGUAUCACCUUGUCAUGCAAGUCUGAUUAUCCCUAAACCCAAAUUAAGUUAAGUGGUAAGAAUUGAACUUGGAUCUUCCUAUAGGCUGGUAAACUUAAUUUAUAGUAAGCAACAACAAGAUUCAUUCAGAAAUUCUUCUAUAAUCUAGUUUAAAGCAUGAUAUGAUUUGCAUUUCUCAAAUUUCUAGAAGAGCCUUAUGAGAAAUGAAUAUCUUUGUAGUCUGGCCUUUAAGAAUCAUAGUUUCUUUCCCCUGACCUUGUCUAGCUAGUUUCUUGGAAUGCUUGCAUAUUCUGAUAACUAGUUUUUGUCAAAAACUCUAUGGUUUCAUCUUGCAACUUAAUAGUUAAGUAAUCAGUUGACCCAUUUUACUAAUUAGACUACCAUGAUUAUUUAAUGAAGAUACCAUUCUUCUCCCUUCUCUUUAUACUUUUAUAAACCUUUGAACAUCAGUAUGAUGUUGGAAUCAAUUAAAGCACCUACCUUCUUCCCUGUCCUGAUAGCUACCUUCCUAGUUUGGGGGACCAUCUUAAAAUUUAUAUAAGGACAACAUUUCCUUUCAUAGCACUUUUUGAGCACAAGAUUGACUGGAUUGCUACAAAUCUACAAAAGCUCCAUAAGAAUUGAAGAUUCUUGAAUUUGCAAUUUAAGCUAUCUUUGGUUAGAAACACAAACUGGUUUAAUUCACUGUGACUGAUGUUUAAGAUAAGUUGGGGGCUUAUAAAAUAACUGACCAUGGCUUGUGGUUAACGAAAUUUAUUUUAAGCCAAUUACAUGUACAGAUCAUUAGCUGUCUAGCUGAUAAAGAGAAAAAACCACAUCAUUCCUGAACUUAAAUAGAUUUUUUUUACCAGUAGAAUUUGUGGAAGAUAGGAUUUUUAUCAAUGGGGAUGUGGAGGUGAGUUAAAAUUUUGGGAAAACAUUAUGUAACUUAUCAUUUGGCCCCAAAUUUUGGAAGCUAGUUGGGAAAAGGUUCACAUGGUAAAUAAUGAAGUUGUUUCUUCAGCAGAAGUAGCUUAUGACUACCUAAGAAAAAAAAAAUUAAAAAGCUUAGAGCAUUCGUAUCUGCAACUUCCAUCCUAUUCUAUUUUACUAUCUCAAAAAGUUACUUUAUCAAUUAUACCAUACCAUUUUACAACACAACCAACAUCUCAACUUUUAUUUUCCUAUUCUACUUAUUCUACUUAUGGCAUUGUAGCACAAUUGCAAAAAAGUUUACAAUUGUAAGAUUUUACAAGUCUGAUUGUUGGGCUCUUUUUGUGCGUUUAUGCUAAAUUUUCCCUACAUAUACCAUUUACAAUUGCCAAUGGAAAUGCUCUAUUAUGACUGAUAAAUGGUUUAAAGGAUCCCAAACUUUUUAAGUCGUGUACAUAUACUGUUGUGUUGUAUCUUUGUCUUCUGUUCACAUAAGGAAACUUUGAAGCAUAAUUCACGUACAAGUUCACAUGUUACAGAUUCUAGAUGAUAUAUGGACGAUUUUUGGACAUCUCCUAUUUGAAAAAGUGUUUUUAUAUUCUCUUUUCUUUUUGCUUUGCCAUAGAUAGAUUUAUUCGCUUGGAAAUGCUUGCUAGAAGCUUUAUCUUAAAAGUCUUCUACCACAAAUGAAUGGACCACUGUAACCUGGGACACCCUUGAGCAAAAGAAAAUAUUAGAGAGUUAAGUACAUAUUUGAUUUUUUUAUGCAAGCAGCGGUGAUUGGAGCACAAAGAACUUCUGCUCGGAAUAUUUUAAAGCACAUGAAAAGAUAUAUUUAAUCUCAACAGUACUAUCUAAGCAAGAAGUAAGAGCUACAUAUUAAUUAUGUAGCAUGUACUUCAGCAAAAAAAAAAAAAAAAAAA